UUGUCCAAAAUACCAAAAGAUAGGAACACUCAAUGGAGACCAAUAAAUAGCCAUCUAAGAAGGUUUCUCCCAUAGAUAACUAUGUAAAUGGCUAGACAAUCAUCAAAUGCUGACCUUGAGUUCCAUAUCCGUCACAAUUAUCCUUGGAGUCGCCUUCCAGCGAACGUUAAACAGAGCUUGGGGAAUAGCCAGAAAGAAUGGGAAAAGAGUGUUUUUGAAUACAGYGUAAAGAAUCAGCUGAGAUAUCGAGGGAAUAUCGUUAAACAUGUUAGGAAAGAUGAGAAGAAAUAUUAUGAAGACUUAUUACACUACAGUAGACAACACCUGAUGUUGUAUCCUUACCAUCUAUCUGAUGUCAUUGUCAAGGGUUUACGCAUCACACCGUUUGCGUAUUACUGUAGUAUUAUGCAGGAUAUUAUGCAAAGUGAAAGAAGUUAUGACUCUUUACCAAACUUCACAGCAGCUGAUUGUUUGAGGUUGUUAGGAAUUGGUAGGAAUCAAUACAUAGAUCUAAUGAAUCAAUGUCGAUCUUCAAAGAAAUUCUUCAGAAGAAAGCCAGUAAAAGAUCUUCUACCCACAAAACCAGUUCCUUUGAAAGUUCUUGAGCCUUGGUGGACGGUACACAUAGGAUACGUCACAGAAGAUGACAUUAGGAUGUGCUCAGCUUUAGAACACAAGGCUGUUGAUUCUGUCAUUGAUUCAGGGCCUAAACUUGCAGCUCACAUGGAUCUAAAAGUAGUUGAAGGUCUUUAUACUAAAGGAUUAAUAUAUAUGGGAGUACCAAUUAAAGAUGAAGAUUAUAUAGUAGUUCCUCCACUUGAGAACUUUGUAAUGAAUAGAGUACUUGGAGAUUACUUUGAAACUUUACUUUAUAAGAUAUUUGUAUCUAUUGAUGAGCAUACUAAUAUAGCUGAGCUUUCACAUGUUUUACAAAUUGAYCUUCAACUUGUAAAGAAUGCUGUAUCUGUCUAUUGUCGAUUGGGUUUUGCACACAGAAAAAAUGGUGACCUAGAUGAUGCUAAAAUCCACUCAUCUUGGAGUGAAAAAAUACAAAAUAGUCUUGCAAACAAAAGGUAUGGAAGCAAAGACAACCUUUUGAAUUUAGAUUUCAAUAAUUUAGAAGAGAAUGGUGUCAAUGAGACGACAUCAUCUAGUGCAGAUACUCUAGAAAUGGAGAGUUUGUCAUCCAUAACAUCAACAACAUCAGUGGAGGGAGGUCCAGGAAAAAGAAUAGCAUUCUUAUUUGAUUCAACACUUACAGCAUUUUUAAUGAUGGGAAAUCUAUCACCGGGUUUGAAAAACCAUGCUGUGACAAUGUUUGAAGUUGGAAAACUUGCAGAUGAGUCUCUGGAUAGCUUUUUGUCUGAACUAGAGAAGGUUGACAGCAUUGCAGAAGGUGAAGCUCAGCGAUACUUUGACCAUGCACUCACAUUACGGAAUGCAAUCUUAUUUUUACGAUAUAACAAAUCCCUUGGUGCUGAUAAAAGUGUUGUUCCUCCAAUGGGAUUAGAUCUUCUUCGAUGUGAAAGUUUAAAUGGUUUAGACCCAGCGGCCUGCAGUCGAGUCCUUCAGAAAAACUAUAGUUUACUUGUUUCAAUGGCACCAUUAAGUCAUGAAAUUCGACCAGUAACAAGUUGCGUCCCACCACAUCUUGGUCCAGCGAUCCCWGAAGUGAAUUCAGUAUGGUUUAAACUAUUCAUAUAUAGUCUAGUAGGAACUGGUCCGCCAUCRCUGCUUCUYGUCAAGGGUACUAGAUUAAGAUGGCUACCUUCAAUCUUUGAGGACUACGAGAGUCUGUUGAUUACUACUUGGGGCCAUGAUCCUGGUAUUGUACCUGUCUCUAAUGUCCUUCUGGCAUUGAAUGAUGCUCUGUCUCACUCGGCUGUCCUUGUUCAGGCCCAUGGUGUAUACUCGGAAGGCAAAGUGGUCCACGUUCCAUUUCCAUUUGAAAACAUUGAAGGGUCAUUUUCAGUCGACAACAUGCCCGCCCAUCCAGUUAUCCAAAAACUGACAACAGUGCUCGACUUAAAACACUCUUGUGGGUACAUCACAAUGCUGAAUAGCACGAUCGAUACGAGACCAUAUCGAGGCACAGUAAAGGCACCAUCACCGAACAGUAGUGAAGAAUUAUCGCGAAAUGCUUCUCCAUCGCCURUCAUGGGAUCUGACAUUAGUUUUGAUGAAUGUCUUGACGACGAGGUACAGGAAGACACGACAAUUGACUGCCGUUCCUCUGAUGAUAUGGUUAUAGUUAACGAAACAGUGAAAACUGGAGUAUCGUCACAAGAUGAAUGGGUGCCUUUAGAUUUGUGUUAUGGAGUCUCUUUGUUUGACAGUGAUCUGUGUGAAUGGACUUGUCAGAAGAUAUCAUCAAAUGGUCUUUGCAGUGAAGAAAGCCUGAAAGCUCUUAUUGAAUCAAGUCGUAUUUUAACUCUAACUCUCCUGGACUUCAUCCAAGAACACAAGGGUAGCUCAACGUCGUACGGUAGCUCUACAGAUGCCAAAACCUUUACACUUGCGAACACGUCUACACCAGAAGASGCUUUUAUUCCGUACCCGACUAACAACUUGAUAUUURACAAUGGUUCUCUUAAAGAAUGGGAUGGCAGAUGAUACAAUGGGAUCCCUGUGUAAUCUCUAAWUCCCCUUCUCUUGCCAAAAAAGAGUUAUGGCGGCCAAAGCGUCCUGCGCUUAUAGACGUACAAGUUUAGAAAGAAUACCUAAUCGUGAUCAAAAGCUGUAGAUAUCCUGGCAUUUGCUCUGCGCAAUUUGGCUUUGGGUUUCAGAUGGCGUACGGCAGCCAUGUUGGUAGGACUUCAACAAAAGAUUUUAAUUUGUGUACCAACAACAAAAUAUCGCCACCCUUUUCGUUGUCUUUUGAAUCAGGAAGCGAUCACUGAAAACUAGAACAGAGUAUGAUGGGUGAUGUGGUCUCCUCGUUUUAUAUGUUCACUAUAYUUUCGAAAAGCAUUCAGCUUUGUUUUUUGUUUUUAUUUGUGUUGGUGUUUAUUUAUUCUUUGUUGGAUUUUUUUAUUGUGUGUGUUUUUUGACAGUGUUUUUUGCUUGUUUUUGUUGUUUUUAUUGUAUUGUGUUUUGUUUUGUUUGUUUUGGUUUUGUAUUUUUUCAGUUAAUUUUUAAAACAAAGACGUUUGAGAACCACAUCUCCCAUCAUCCUUUGUUGUACAAAAUGACGUCAUCUGACUACACUAUCAGCCUUCAAUUUAUGUAUUGUUACUGGUCAUGUGCUUGUUAUCCACACUGUCUUCGCUAUUGGUUUUAUUCAUUGAACUUCAGGAAGUAUGGAGAAUGUCAAAAAAGAAUUAGGAAUUCACUAGAAACCAUACGUUAUUCCGGUCUAUUUUUAUCUCUAUCACACGGUAUAUGGAUGAUAUGCUCUCAUUGGAUAACUUAUGAUAGGCAUUGGAAGUCACGCACUAAUGUGGGAUAUUUGAAUGCGGUUUGAGCUGAGCAUGCUCACUAGGGCAGUGUAAGGUAUCAAGUGAUAUCCUAGAUUUUAUAAGCUGUUUGACCAACUGCAAAUCUUGAUCAAUGAAUUGCGAAAAUUUUAAUUGUAAAUUGUAAUUUACUUUGAGCUGUUGUGGAUCGAUUUCAGUUUAAAUGACUUUCACAAUCGCUGGGUUGAGUUCUUUAAAGCUUGAUUAACACAUGAGUUAACCCUCGAUUGACGACUUGCAACUACAGGUUCUAGGGUGACUUCCAAUGUCGACUUAUAAAGUAGAGCGUAAAAAUAAUAUUUAUCGGUAUUUUGAAGUGAAACCUUGAAAUGUUAUCCAAAGUUCAAUAAAAUGCAGCUUAUGGAAAAUACUUAUAUGUUUUAACGACAUAUAUAGAGCGGCUUUUAAUUAAAAUUUAGUGUUUUCUGUCUAUCGUUCGUAUGCCUUGUGUUUGGCAAUAUUGAUCAAGAUAUCGCUGUGCUGUUUAUUAUAAGAGGUUUCAUUAACUAAAAAUAAAUAGCUAACUGGAAAUAAAAUAACAGAUAAAACAUGUAUUUUCAAA
Exaiptasia diaphana is the source of this 4017-nucleotide messenger RNA. RefSeq names its product protein FAM91A1. The record is from RefSeq and is a predicted model, not a curated record. Lineage: Eukaryota; Metazoa; Cnidaria; Anthozoa; Actiniaria; Aiptasiidae. The transcript has 23 exons. Bases 88 to 2613 code for a protein of 841 amino acids.